Messenger RNA from Silurus meridionalis, 5242 nucleotides. It is a transcript of the gene arl6ip6, whose product is annotated as ADP-ribosylation factor-like 6 interacting protein 6. The coding region runs from base 212 to 754 and encodes 180 amino acids. The record is from RefSeq and is a predicted model, not a curated record. The transcript is spliced from 4 exons. Lineage: Eukaryota; Metazoa; Chordata; Actinopteri; Siluriformes; Siluridae.
UACGGUAGUGGGCGGGAUUCACCGCGGAUGCGGAAGUGCAAGCCGCGAUGUUUUGAAAGUUGCGAAAGUUUUUGAGUCGUAAUAAUAAUAAAAUGGCUCUUUCUGGUUAGGGCAUUCGUUUUAGGCAGCUGUUAGGGAAUUAUAGGAUUUUAUAAAGAUUGACUUUGUUGUCAGGGCAGCGUUUUCGAGACGUUGUUGACUGGAAGCGAAGAUGCGGCUGGGUUUUCGGGCUCCGGACGCGUUUUCAGGGGAUGAAGAUGACACUGAUGGUGCUACCCGUCAAGUCCAAUCGAAUCCGACUGCAAAUGAAAGCAGACUGACCCGCGAAAAGUCUCGGUAUCACCGCUUCAGGUCUCCGGUGCAGAAAUACUGGGGAAGCCAGUGGCCAGCGCGUGUCUGCUCCAUGCUGUGCUGUUUGGUCGUUGCUUCAUUUAUUGCUAUACUCUGUUCCUUCCUGUAUAUUAUUUUAAAAGAGCUUCGAGCAGAGAGACUUACCACUGAAGAUGGAACAGAAGUAAGACUUCUAGGCUUUUGGAGCAUGUUGGUUCUCUCAUCCUUGGUUGGGGUGUUGUGUUGCAGUUUCUCCUGGACUCUGACCUACUUUGACUCAUUCGAACCUGGAAUGUUCCCCCCCACACCACUAUCUCCAGCCAGAUUCAGGCAAAUGACCGGCCACUCCUUUCAUUUGGGCUACAGUAUGGCUAUACUCAAUGGCAUUGUGGCAGGACUCACUUUCUUCUGGUGUCUUAUGUAAGACGUACAUAUCCGUGUCCUUUGCCAUUGCCUACGACGUUGCGUUCACCCCAUCAUCAGGAUCUACCGGAACAUAUGGGUAAUUAAAAAGCAAGAAAAAAAAGAGUGCAAUGCAAAUGUUUUUUGGGGUUUUUUUUGUUACACGUAUAAAAUUGUUAAAGCACAGAUCUAUUACGUAUUUCAAAGCACAUCAUAUCUACAAUAGAUUUUAUUUGCAAACAGCAAGAAAUAGGCAUCCCACUUUGCCAAAACCAUGUUCCUAACAACCUCUGAAAGCACCUGUCACAUACUACUAAGCAAAUCUAGCUUUGUAUAAUAAAGGAACUUAUAUUGAAAUAGGAUUGUUGCAUACACAAAGCAAACGGAUUAAAAAUCCUGCUUAUUCACUGCACAUUUGGAAGAACUGGAAAGUUUCUCUGGAGAGUUUAUUGGGGGAGGGGGCACUUUAGUGCAAAUGAUGCUUCCUUUAUCAUUUAAUUGUCUGCUGGAGCUCUGUGUUCUAAUCCAUUGAUGCAGCAGUAAUGUUUUAUCACACUGUAAUGCCUUAGAGUCCUUUUUUUUUUUUUUUUUUUAAUCAUGGGUGCAGGAUAUGACUUAGCUGUCAGUGCUUUAACUGCUUCAGGUUGAAAUGCAUUUUCUGUAAUCCUGAAAUGCGAACAACAGGUCUAUGACUAUUUAAACAUCCAGUCUAUAAAUGGAUGAAUUACAAAAUAAUGUGCAUAUUGAAAGUAAUGGAAAUUUAACAUCUAAUCAUCUGAACAGAUCUGAUCAAAGCCACAGGCUUGUAAACUGUUGUUACAUAAUAGAAGGAAUUUACAAUAAUUUUUUUUUUAUCUGGUGUGAUCUGAUUCCAAACACCUCGAGCUCCUCUGUUUUACACUGUAAGGCCGACGAAGCUGUUACAACACACUUCCAAACUACCGGCAUUGUCAUCAUGGAUGGGAGCUCAUGUCUGGUCUCCGAUUCGUCCUCGCAUCAGGACGGUAUGCAAAUCAUAGAGGAGCAGGUGUGGGACCAACUCAGCCCUAAUUGUAGUAAAUGUUUUACAUAAAGGUGACAUGUCUUUUUAAGAUGUAUAUAUUGGAACUGGAAUCCUGGUUCUAUGAAGAUUACACAAUAGAACAUUUCCAUCAUAUACUGUAAAGCGUUCUUUUCAUCUGGCUUUUUAUUCUCACUCUUACCACUUCCUUAAAAUUACAGACCAGUUUAUAUCCUUUCCUCUAAUGUGUUGUUAUUAUUAUUUGUCUUAUCUUGUAUUUUUGUUGUUUUGCCCAUUGACCACUUUUUAGGGAAUUUACUCCUCAGGUUAUGCAUCAUUCAUCGAUCUCAUUUAAUUCAUGAAUAAAAGAACAAUAAACACACUGUAUGAAUGUAUGACAUCACAAGUUGCAUGUAAAAUAGCAAAAACAGCAGUCUAACGGAAUUAGUUUUGUACUUAGUUUAUUAGGAGUUCAAUAAUAACUGAAGUGAGUUGUGUAAUCUGUGUCAAGGGAUGGAAUGAUAUCUACAUUUAUGGCUUUGCAUGUCGCAAAACUACGUAUUUUAUUGAUGCACCUGUAUCAGCAUUGAAACAAUUGCUGAUUGUUAAAUUGAAACUACAAAUGCUAAUAAACAAGAUGACAGGUAAAGCUAGGCAUGGCGAACGCUACAAACGUUUAUAUACUUUAUAUGAAAACUAAGUAACGUUAAUACUUCACGUGAACCAAUGACGAGACAGGGGCGGAGACAUCACAAGAACAAAAACAUUCACACGUGGCUGUGAAAACGGAGAAUGUACGCAGAAGUGUUCCGUUCAAGUGGGAUUGUUUUCUGCAAGCUGGCAUUUUGGGAUUUGCAUGAGAGGGGAUACCUCUGCUAACUGGAAUUUAUAUAUAAAUCAUGUUAUUCAAAAAUCAUAAAAAAAAUAUCAUGUUAUUAAAAAAGUUGCAUGCAUCAUUUAAGAAUAUCUGUGUGACGUUUCAGAUUUGAAAUAUUCAAAUUCUUUUGUAUUAAAGACAAAAUUUGGCACUUGUUUUUUUUUUUUUGUUUGUUUUCAGAUUUUUGCCCUGCAGACUUGUAUUUUAAAAUAAUAAUGUGCAAUAUCUAUCUACUGGCAAUCUUUUUUCAAUUUUAUAGCAUAUACAAGCAUGAGAAGAUGUGGGGCGGAUGUUUUUUUGUUUUUUUGUUUUUUUUUUAAAAGGAAAAAACCUGUCCAAACCUGCUUGGCCCUUUGUAAAAUAGUAAUUGCCACUAAACCUAAUAACUAGUGCCACCCGUGUCUGCAACAACUGCAAUCAAUCGUUUGUGAUAACUGGCAAUGAGUCUUUAACAUUGCUGUGGAGGACUGUUUUCAUACAGCCACAUUGCGUGUUUUUUAAGCAUGAAUUAUUAUUUAUUCACAUAGGGUAGGUUUGUACAGCUUUUAAUAAUUACCUUCAUAAAUGAAAUAAUUUCAAAACAAUUGGUAUUUACUCUGGUUCUUUUUGUGUAAUAUUACAAUUUGCUGGAUGAUCUGAAUCAUUUAAGCGUGACAAAAUAGGUUAAAGUUGUUAGUAUAGAAACCACAUAUUAGAUGCUAGAACAAAUUCAUCUUUAUAAACCAAUGAAGUAUUUGCUUUGGAAUGGUGGACAUUCAGUCAAUUCAUUGGCCUGCUUGUUUUCACAAAAGAUGAACAGAAGGAGGCAUCCAUUAUUUUCUCUACUUGGAAUCUUGUGUGAUGGAAUUCCUUCUCAAGAAAGGACAAAACAUAUUGGAGUCAAAAUCUGGACGUUUAUUAAUAAAUAAAAAAGGUCUGCAGAUCAACAGGUUCACGUUUUAAAACUAUUCUAAUGCACUGAAUUCAUCCAACUAUCUUUGUGCACCCAACAUACUUCUUGGCUGCCCCACCAUUAUCCCACAGCCAUCCCUCAUUUUUUGGGUCAGUGGUGUCACAUCUCUAAGGUGUUGGUUUACUGAUCGGAAGAUUGGGGAUUCAGGCCCCGGUAUCACCAAGCUGCCACUCUUGGGCCCUUUAGCAAGGCCCUUAACUCCUUUGUGCUCAAGGGGUAUCAUGGCUGACCCUUCGCUCUGACUCCAGAUUCUAAGCAAGCUGGGAUAUGUGGAAAGAAUUUCACUGUGUUGUAAUGUACAGGUGACAAAUAAAGGUGAUUCUAUUCCAUGUCCAGCACAAGUGCUGAUAGACAUUUGAUUAUGCAGGAAGUUUCCAAUUUGUGAUGGAGAUGCGUUCCGAUGACCCCUUCUUAACUUGAAAAUAUUGUACCCUAGAGUGCCAAAGAAUGGUGAUCGGCAUGUGGUAAUAUACUGUAAUUUGUUAGUAACAAACAGUACAUAAUUUAGCAAAACAGCAAUUUACAGUACCCUACUGUAUAAACCCAGGCGUCUAGCCAUCACAAUUUGGCCCUUGACAAACUCGUGCAAAUCUUUAUGCUCGCUCAUUUUUCCUUCUUCUAACACGUCAAUUUUAAGGACAAAAUAUACGCUUGCUCCCUAAUAUAUCCCACCCACUAACAGGUGCCAUGAUGGAAAGAUAAUCAGUGUUAUACAAUCAACGGUCAGUAUGUUAUAAGGUCAUAAUGUUAUGCCUGUUCAGUCUGUUGUGCUAAUGAUAAUAAUGACACUAGAUACUAUUCUAUUAAUAUAUAUACUAUAUUUAGUUCUAUAACUGUGGAGUUUUUUACUUUAAAAAGAUGAUAUACACACCCCAGUUCUUGACUACGGCUGUAAACAGAUCAGUACAGCUUUUCAUCUGUUUACAUUUGUACAUCUCAGAUGCUGCCCCAGGAUGACCCCUUGCAUUGACGCAUUUGUGUGUUCUUCCCUCACCAGUGUUUAGGCUACCAGAACCACAGAUGGCUUCGAAAGUGACUCAGAUGCUUGGAAUCCUGGGAUGUCUUGCAUCUGGGGUGUCAGAAUCAUUUAUCAUAUUUGGACCACAGUAUGUUCACUAACUCCCUGCAAUCUGGACAGUUUCCUUGCAUUCCUAAAAGGCUUUUUAUUGUCAUCAACACCACCUGCAAAUUCAUGCCUGCUCUCUAAUCCUGUUUGUUGACAGGCGCAGCAGUAACAUCAGUUUUUUUUAUUCUUAGCAACAAAUAUUUUCUGAUCAUUACAGACACGUAAUCGCAUUUGGCCAGUUGCCGUGGCCACUGAUUUGAUUUUCAAGUUCAUUUCCCUUCGUUGUGCGGCCUCGCUUUUGCUUCGACGAUGACAUUAAUGGUGAAUCACAGAUCUCGCAACCUUAAAAAUAUACCCAAGGAUAGAACGCAACAAUUACAUACAGGGUUAUGUUACACAUCAUGUAAACGGAUUCAUGCAGAUUUACGACAAAGUGGCAACAUCUAUUGUAUUUCUUUACAAAACAAAAUGAAAAUUUUUUUAUACAGAGGUGAACUAUUCCAGUCGAACAUCCAAUCAACCUUGCUCUAGUACUGGUGCUUGAUUGUGAAGUCAAAACUACUCUGAAAAACUAUUUUCCUUUUAAAUACUCAUUAAAAUGAAAAAAAAAAUCCA